AUGCUCGGGGGUUUAACUUACUAUAUGGAUAGGAUCAAGUACUACAAUGGGUGUCUCUUCCACACAGUGCAAAAAGAUUUCACAGCACAGACCGGUGAUCACAGGAGCUGGUGGGGAUUCAAUGUACAAGUAAGAUAUUUUUGUACGGCUAUGAUAUGGUAUUUGAGGGUGAUGUACCUGAAAUCCCCAAGAGGGUUCAUAGUCAUGAGUCAUGACAGGGAUGAGAGGGGUGUUAGGGAGAAGAUUCGUCGGACAAGUCCUCGUGGGAGAAGAAACACAGAGAGAAAAGAAAGAGACAAUAGGGAAGAUGAAUACACCAUGUGGAGAGUUGACGAGAUAGAGAUGAUGAUCGUCGGAGUCAUAGAGAUUAUAAAGGAACGGCAAGAGAGACACACAGUGGAAAUGGGAGAGAAGCAAGGGAUGGGAGAAGGAAUAGAUAAAGGCAUGGGCCUAUUCAUAUGAGCUAAUCAAAUCUAGCUUUG
This is a messenger RNA of Arabidopsis thaliana (thale cress), 482 nucleotides long. Its product is annotated as Cyclophilin. The record is from RefSeq and is marked reviewed. The coding region runs from base 1 to 462 and encodes 153 amino acids. NCBI's taxonomy places the organism in Eukaryota, Viridiplantae, Streptophyta, Magnoliopsida, Brassicales, Brassicaceae. The transcript is spliced from 4 exons.